Corticium candelabrum is the source of this 2005-nucleotide messenger RNA. RefSeq lists its product as uncharacterized. Bases 17 to 1567 code for a protein of 516 amino acids. The record is from RefSeq and is a predicted model, not a curated record. The transcript is spliced from 2 exons. NCBI's taxonomy places the organism in Eukaryota, Metazoa, Porifera, Homoscleromorpha, Homosclerophorida, Plakinidae.
AGACAAUUGUGUGGAGAUGAACUGUUCCUGCCUUCACUGCACACAAGAGUUGCCAUCGUCAUGGGUGACUGUAGAAGACAAGUUGGUUAUACCACAACCUCACACGUCUGUCCCCAUUACAGAUGUCUCUUAUGCAAUGCAAGUAUGUGCAAAGCACGGCCUGACAGAAGAAAGGUGUCUUGAGUUACUAAUCUACCUGAACAAGGUUGGAAGAAUUCUGUAUUACUCGUAUCAAAAGACUUUAUCACAAGUUCUAUUUCCUGUUCCACCAUUUGUUGUCAAUGUACUGAAGGCUGUUUUCAGACACAAUCAUCAUCUUUUAGAAUAUGACAGUCGAUUUGAUAAGGCAGACAUAGAUCCCAACCAAUUUGCAGAAUUGAAGUGUGACCUUGUUCGUAAUGGCAUUGCGAGGGUGUCUAUGCUGCUAGCGUUGUGGAGUGAGUUCCACCUUACUGCAGAUGGUCAUGUGGACGUGUUUAUUAAGCUUUUUCUUGCUCUUGACCUUGCUUAUCUGACUGGCUCAUCAGAUGUUGUAGUUCAGGAACUUUCAGACACUCUUGGUAGACACGAGAUUACAUCAACUGUGUCAAUGUCUACAGACACCAUCAGCACGACAUCGGAAUCAUCUAAGCAAGCAAAUCAGACAGACAGUUGCAAAGAACUGAUUUGCAAUAUAAAAGAACAUAAUGUUGGCUUGUUGUUGCCAUGGUUACUGAAUGACAAGGAACCAGAUGAUGUGAGUCAACUUUGGUGUGCAGAUGUAGCAGAUGGAGUGAUGCAAGUUGUGGUCGAAUAUUCAUUUGCAUAUAAUUGUCCUUUGGGUCUAUUUGAACGACUGUCUGCUCGUUGUCGUCGUCAUCAUCCUAAUUAUAUUCGUCACUGGAGCAGUGGACUGCUGAUGUGUUAUGGUGCGGUGAGUUUGCUGUUUAGUUGCAGCAAGAAUCCUUCACCUGGCUUUCUACGUCUCAGUGCUAGAGUAGUCAAGUCACAUCACAUUGUUGGCAGAUUGUGGCAUGUUCUUCUGCGUUGUGUGUCAGAUGUGGAGGAUCUUCUCCAGUCUGUUCCUGGUGUUCUUUUUGGUCGAUCCAUCUGCAGUGAGAGUUCGUCGACCACAAGUAUGAGUUCUCUUCCCAGUCAACCUAAGCAUAUUGUGCCUAAUGAAAGAUGGGGACCAUUUGCAGUAGAAACUGUAAUGGGAAAGCACAGUCCAGAGAUGGAAAAGCAUGUAAAAGCUAUAGUACAAGUGUGUCCAAGUGUAAAGGAAGGUAUUCCUCUCUGUGAUGUUGUUUCACCAGAAGGUGGAACUCUAUUGGACGAAAUGGAUGUCCAAGAGAUAGCAGCAGAUAUAGGAAAGUGGUGGCCUAAACUAACAAGUAUUAUUGGUACUGACCAGUCUACAGUGCCGGAGCUGCGUGAAAACUAUUCUAAUUCUGGUUUUGCCCCAUCAGCAGCAUCUCGUAUAUUAAGUGAGUGGCAAAAAUUAAGAAACAACCGAUUGCAAGUAUGUGAAUUGUAUGAUAUGCUCUACUCGUUGCUGACAUUCCAUCUUUACCACAACGGCAUUUGAGUGAUGUCAUGUCACGCAAUGCAGCAUCUGGAUUAGCAAAAUCUAAAGAGACAGCUGCACGUGGUGAGACAAGUCGAGCUGACUCUGAGAUGGUCACUCCACUCAUCAUAGAAAGAGUUGCCGAAAAUGGUUCAGAGCGUUGGCAUGAAAUUGGUAUAUACCUUGGAGUUUCACAUUCAGUGCUGACUGAAUGUGACCAACCUCUGUACACAUUGAAAGAAAAAUUGCGUAAAGUUUUGUCAGCUUCAACAAAUAAAAACAGACAAGCUACAGUUGGUCAGUUGUUGUCUGCUUGUGAUAAAGCUAACGUCGGAGCAGUGAGAAGAGGAUUGGACAGUGAUUCACACCACUAAAUAUUUUAUUUUAUUUAUUGUAUAAGUAGUUUUUUGUUUAAUUAACGUAUAUAAAAAACUUGAAGUUGUGAAUAAAUUUGUAUUU